AUGUGCUAUGCAUACUGGUUAGCAGGUACGCAUGAUGAGCCGGCAGUCUUCGAUCUCUUCUUCAGAAAGAAUCCAUUCCAAGGAGAGUUCACGAUAUUUGCUGGACUGGAGGACUGCCUUCGUUUUGUGGAGAGUUUCAGAUUCACUAAAAGUGAUAUUGACUUCAUCCAGAAGCUUCUUCCAACCGACUGCAAGUCUGAAUUUUUUGAAUACCUGGCUCAACUGGAUUGUCACAGCUUAGUGAUCAAAGCUAUUCCAGAAGGUUAA
Messenger RNA from Cooperia oncophora, 267 nucleotides. The record is from the annotation of a GenBank genome assembly. Lineage: Eukaryota; Metazoa; Nematoda; Chromadorea; Rhabditida; Trichostrongylidae.